Molecule: messenger RNA, 2942 nt
Organism: Cephus cinctus (wheat stem sawfly)
Lineage: Eukaryota; Metazoa; Arthropoda; Insecta; Hymenoptera; Cephidae
Product: PRKC apoptosis WT1 regulator protein
Exons: 8
Coding region: 594-1499 (301 amino acids)
Biological process (GO): apoptotic process; positive regulation of apoptotic process
Cellular component (GO): cytoplasm
Source: RefSeq, a predicted model, not a curated record
UUGUUCGCUUCACGAAUAUCCAUUUGUCUUUCGGAAGAAAUUUUAGAGAAUGUCAUAUUAGAGAAAGGAAAUUGUAAAAAAUGGCGGUAAUAUUCUGGACAUGAAAGUUUAAAUAAAAAAGCAGGGGUGGUGGAUUCGAUGGAAAUGAAUUGUCGAAAAUUUGGCAGAAUAAAAAUUUCGUUCAUAGAAACUGUCCUUUAAUGCGCGUGUUCCAAGAUCAAUAUGCCUCUCUCUAUCUAUAUACUGUGUAGUUGUCGCGGACUGUACGUGUUUAUGACCGACCAACGGUUGACAGCUGUCAAUUGAGCAUAAGUCCGUAGUGAGUCACGACGCCUGUCACUUCUCCACACUUCUCCUGUUCUUCGGUAGAAGAAAGAAAACUUUGUGGCCGCAUAGGUAACCUGAAUCGAAAGUAUAACGCUUGCAGUCACGCGAUCGGCAUCCUCACCGCCUUGCACUCACUCCUAGUGUGAAAACGAUUCAUGCUUUGUGCCCUCCUUUAGAAUCUCAACCGAAAGCAUACGUCUUUCGAUCGAGAAUUAAACGUCGGUCAACAACAGGUAUCGCACCACAUCACCUACCCCUUUGUUCAGAUGUCCAGGUAUUUUUUCGACAUCGCCGGCAUGGCAUCCAGUUCUGUCAGCCAGGAAGAUUUUGAUAAUGAUUUCGAACUCACCUCACGUAGAUCCAGGAUCAGAACAGCACGGGCACGUGUGGUACCACCCAGAGCUGGAGACGUGUCUUCCAUUAAUUUUCAAAAAAAUGCAGCUGAGGAGGAAGCUCAAGGUGUGUGCGAUUCCAGUUCCAAUUGUGUUCUGUUACCAGAACAUGAUGUGCAACAAAAUAAACCUAUUAUGAGAAAACAAGAUAAGCGAGUAGCUGGUCGUUUCUUUAGUGUAUCCUGUUUGCGCAGGCCAACACACAUAAACAAGGGAAAGCAGCAACGGGAUAGAAGAAAGCUCAGGGAAAAGAGACGCAGCACAGGAGUAGUACAUUUGCCAUCUACAGAGAGCACCGGAGGUAGUACGGGAGAAGACGAGGAAGAAUUGAGCGGUACUUGUCUUGAAACGAAGCACAAUACGCACCAUAACGAGUUCCUUGAUCACGAACUCAUCGAAGAAAGGGCAACGAAGGUUUACGCUCAGAGAAGAAACAAAAGUCACUCAGAUCUAGAAGCCGAUGACGAGGAGUUUGACUCACUGAAUCAAUCCGACAGUGUGAAUCAAUCAGAUCAUGGAAAUCAUGAGCCACAGUCAACUUCGACUGUCAAUAGACCUAGGUUGCCUACCCCGACCGGAGAUAACCCCCACGAACUGAUAGAGCGAGCACAAGAGGAAAAUAGAAGAUUGUUAUCGCUACUCGAGGAUCGGGAUCAUAAGAUAAUGGCUUUGGAGGCGCGUCUUCUUCAGCAGCAGCACGAAAUGGCCCUGGAGCGCGAACGGCUUCGCGAAGAGAAUGCAGCUCUCAUAAGAGCAAUGGCAGCUUUGGCGAGUAACUGAAAGAAUCGAGUAAGAAUUUGCAUAGCUAUAAAACUUAUCCUGUUACCCUGCUGCCAGAGCCUCCCCCUCUCACUAGAUUUUCUUGUGGGUUCACAAUUAACAAGCUAUAUUAUAUUAGUUAAUCGAUUAUCGAAUUACUUAUUAAUCUUAAGAAGAAUAUCGAUAAAUACGGAGACUUUGAAUUACUGUCAUUUCAAACAAUUAUUGUAUCGCCAGUGCUAUUCGAGCAAAAUGCUGAACAGGUUAGAAAUAAUAUUAGGUGUGCAAAAAUCAAAUUUGUUCCCUGCCAGACAAUAUUUAUCAUUGUAAUUCAAAGAUUGUUCGGUGUGAAGAUAUCUUUUCUUUUGAACUGGCUUCUUUUUUUUCCACUGACGCAACGACACUUCCGUUUUACACCGGAUACACUAAACUAUGAAUUUUGGUCUUGGUCGUUUAGUAGUGUUUAUUCCCUUGUGUCAUGCUGGAAUGUUAAAUUGAACAGUAAUGAAAAAAAUUCUAUAUGUAUUAAGACGAUAGUGCAACUUUGUUAUAUGACUAGUUACGAUUACAAGUAGAGCACACUGGCCAGGAUCGUUGUUACGUCGCUAUAAUUCACGUUUCAGAGUACUAUAGGUACUGGUUAUAGUAAUACAAAUCAAGGAGCUUAAUUACUUGUGCUAAUGAGAAAACAUGUCUUACGGUGCUUCUGGAUACAUCAACCCAAAAGAAUUACUUCGAUUCACUUGAAUCUUGGAUGCAUCGAUGCAGCAGUUGAUCUCAGUAUUCCAUGAAAACAUGGAAUAAUUUUAACUUCCAGCAAGACAAGCCAACUAAUAACCAAUCAAUUAUCCGAUAAGUGAGAUAUAUUUUAUGAUUAAAAGGUUAGCAGCAAAAAAUACAUACUAUUUUGCAAAUAUUAUUUGUAAUCAGGUUUGAAAAGGAUGAAUCGUUUAUUGGCAAAAUCUACACUCAAUCCAAUGCACGUAUGUUAGUAAACAGAUAACUGAAGAAAACACAGAGGAAGAUACUGUAUGUGAAUUAGCAAAAACAAGAUAACGUAACUGUAACAUAUUAUAUAUUGAAUAUGUAAAGAGACUCAUCUUCAUGAACGAAGGCUAAAAGUGGCUUGCGAUAUAACAUUAUCUUUAGUUACUAUUAGUUGUUACUGCGAUUAAUUCACGUUUAAUUAAUAAAAAGGCAGCGAGAGAGACUGAGAAUAAAGAAAUGGAUAAGAGUGCGUAUGAUUGCCUUUUGCUUUUUCGUUUUUGGUCAGGAAUGAAUGUAGGACUUGAAUGACUGAAUAGGCAUACGAUGGAAGGGGUGAGAGAAAAUCAAAAAUUCUUUUAUUUACGUUUUUCAAUGGCAGCAUAUGCACAAUCAAUUAUUAUUAUUAUUAUUAUUAUUAUUACUAUUAUUAUUGUGAGUAGUCGAUAAAGAGCAAAUAAAGAUACAAUUUCGAUUCAA